Oryctolagus cuniculus (rabbit) is the source of this 4410-nucleotide messenger RNA. The record is from RefSeq and is a predicted model, not a curated record. NCBI's taxonomy places the organism in Eukaryota, Metazoa, Chordata, Mammalia, Lagomorpha, Leporidae.
UUCCUAGUAAGCAAAAGUAGCUUACGAAGCAGGUUUUACGCUUCUGUGCUGGCAUUUUUUUUUUAAAGUCUACUAGAGUGUGCAUCGCAUUCAGAAAUCUCAAGGGUAUUUCGUUGUGUUUUCACUGAUUUUUUGGUCGUAGAAAAUGGGUUCUUCCUCUCUUCUGGGCUUCACAGCUCAGCUCCUUCACCUUUCUCUCUACUUCUGAGCAGUCCUGAAACUGCAAAAGCCAUGUGACCGGGCAGUUCGCGCUGCACCUGGAGGGAACCGAGAGUGAAAUAGAGCCGCUGCGAGUGCCUGGAUGUUUGUGCAGAUGCUGAGAAUUCACGAGGGGGCAGAGCCGCAGGCUGUGGGCUGGCCACGGCGAGACUGCCUGGGCUCUGCCGUGCUCCUAGGGGUGCGCAAGAGCGGCUUCGUGCCCAGCCUCGCCCCCUCGGGCGGUCUUCCCGCCUCUCUGACUCCUAACGGCUACCCAUCCCCAUUCCUGCCCUGUGCGGCUCCUCCAGAACGGGCCCUCCCCGCCUUUGGAGCUGAUCUCUUGAUUCUUCCUGUGGUGCAUUUCCAUGGAUACCUUUGUUGUGGUUGCUGCUAAGCUUCCGCGUAAGCACCGCUCAGCCCAGGAGGCAGUGACCUACCUUGUAUUCCGACUGGGGUGAACACCGGGUGGGCCGACAGGUGCGGUCAGUGCAGUGGGGAGCUCUCCUGUCUCGACUUAAAGCUACAUUAUUUUUAAACUCUGGUCUGUUCAUUGGCUGACAUCUCUCACCCUCAAAUGUCAACAGGAAAGAAACAGUUUUGGGGAAAGAUGUCCAUCUGCUCAUAGCCAACACAGCCAGCCAAAGGGCUUCAAAACCGUGCAGGUCAGUGGCUGCCCCCUGAUGAAAACUGUUACCUUCCGACCACGAUGUCUUCCCUGAGCAAAGUGAAAUGAGCCAGAAGGCAAGCGAGAAUGCACCCAGCCGUCCCCAAUUCAUCUCAAAGCCCCCGAAACCCAUCCGGCCAUACAUCUGCUCGGCUCUGCAUGAUUUUCAGGAAGAGAGAGACUUUUUGGCCAACAACAUCUUCCCUCAGCUUCAUGAACUUUGCAGUUCCCGGGGCACAUAUUUCAAAGCAGUGGAUCUGAGAUGGUCGGCGCUGAAGGCCCACAGGUCCUCACCCGCCAGCCUGCGCAGGCAGCACGCCUGUCUCCACGCCCAACAGCUGAAGCUGUGCCUCGACUCCGUGAGCAGCUGCUUGCCCUUUUUCAUCUGCCUGCUGGGCCACACCUACGGAGACUUCCUCUCUAAGCACUCAGCUUUCCUGUUCUCCAAAGAUGUCGGCUUGUCACGGUUAUCCAACAAAGAACAAAAUCUCUAUGUUGCGGCCCAAAACGGCUAUCCCUGGGUCCUGGAGUGCCACGACUGCAGCCUGAUGGAGUUUGAGAUCAUCCAAGCAGCAUUUCUGAAUCCAUCCCCAUUCCAGUAUUUUUACUUUAGGACUCAAGACACCCUGCCCAAGGCCUCAGCCAAGGAGAACGAGGAGCAGGUGCAGCAGCCGUCCUCGGACUCUCGGAUCCCCAGGGAGGAGAAACUGAAGAUUGGAAAGCUGAAGGCCACGAUUAUGAGCAAAGGGCUCCCGGUCAGAUUCUAUGCCGGUCUCCAGGAGCUGGGGGAGCUGGUUCUCAAGGACUGGUCACUUGUGAUAGAAAAACUGUGCCCAGCCACUUUACUGAUGGAUAAUAUAGACUACAAGCACAGCUUUGAACGUUUCUAUCAUGAAGAGUUCAUCGAGAAGUGUAAGGCAACGGUUGCUAUUUCCAAGGAGCCAAAGAAGACCUUUGAAAUCUUGGAAAAAUUUGCCUUGAAGGAUAUGGACCUUGUUUUAAAAAAUUCAGCAGCAGGUUCCAGUUCAGACCCGGUCUUCAGGCUGAAUUAUCUUCCAACGUACAAGUCUAUUUUGCUCUUGUCUGGAGAACGUGGUUGCGGGAAAUCCACUCUGCUUGCCAGCUGGGUGGAUUAUUUCAAAAAGAAACAUCCAGGCCUGUUGCUGAUCCCGCAUUUUGUGGGAAGCACCUGUGAAAGCAGUGACAUCAUGACCGUGAUCCACUACUUCAUCUCGGAGUUGCAGCACAAGAACUACGGUACUCAGCUCGAAAUGGAUAUUGUUAACGAAGAAUCGAAUAUCUUGGUCUUUUCACUUCUUGUAGAAAUAUUCAUUGCUUCCAUCAGUUUAAAGCCAUGUAUACUUGUACUAGAUGGAAUCGAAGAAUUGAUUGGUAUUUAUGGGAUUUCAGGUCAGAAGGCAAGAGAUUUCUCCUGGCUGCCACACUCGCUUUCUCCUCAUUGCAAAUUUAUCAUGAGCACUGUCUCCUCCAGCCUGCCCUACAAGUCACUGUAUGCCCGCCCAGAUGUGAGGACUGUGGAACUCAUUAGCAUGGACAAUAACGAAAUGAAGCUCAAGGUCUUUAGACAGCACCUCUCCAUUCUCAACCAAGACCCCUUCCAACAGAGCAGAUAUGCCUUGAAGAAUAAUGCAAACAGCAAUCCUUUAAAACUCCUGAUCCUUGCCAAUGAAUUGAAAGAAUGUAGAAUCUACCGAAAUGAGUUCCAGUGUAUGAGUGAGUACUUGGAGGCGGCCUCUAUUCAGGAACUCUGGGGAUUGAUCCUGAAACGCUGGACUGAAGACUAUAGUUGGACUUGUAAGGAGGCUUCACGACAAGGGCUGGACGGCUGGGUGACUGACACCCUGUGCUUGUUGUGCGUCUCACACUGUGGGUUGACGGAAGAUGAGCUGCUCCAGAUUCUGGACAUGCUGGGCUAUAGCAAUCGUUACAAAGUGACCACGCUGCACUGGGCUGCCUUCCGCAGCGCCACCAAGCAGUGGGUCCAGGAGAAGCCCAACGGCCUCCUCUACUUCUGGCACCAGUCCCUGCGAGACGCUGUGGAGCACACGCUUCUCGGUGUAAUCACUCCUGUCAGAGAAAGCGGUCCAUAUUCGUUUCGGAAACCCACAAAUCACAGGAAAACCUAUUUCCACCACAUCCUGGUCAGAUACUUCCAGCGGCAGUCCGCCUUCUGGAGAGUGUACCAAGAACUGCCGUGGCAUAUGAAGAUGAGUGGGUGCUGGUCGGGCUUGUGCAGCUUCCUCUCCAGCCCUAGUAUUGCAGACUUUCUGUCAAAAAUCCAAAGCCUGAGCUUCUGGACAAGGCUGCAGCUCGUUCACUACUGGAAGAAGUUGUCAGAGGCCGGAUAUGAUAUUUCUGGGGCCUAUUUGCUCUCAGCGGCCAGGAUCAAAGCAGAUGAGUGCCACAAGGCGAGGAAGAGAUACACGUUCUCAGCGCUGGAGUCCAGGCUUUCUGGGCUUACUGCCGUGGACAGAUGUCGCUUGUUGUUCUUUAUUGGGAGUCUUUUGAAGAUUAUGGGAAAGACCAACGAAGCCAAAGAGUUGUUCGUAGAUGUUGAGAACAUGUUAAUGCAGAGCCGGUCCACGAAAGAGAUGCUUGUCAAAGUACAGAACGCGGCCGGAGAACUGUAUCUUGAAAUCGGCAUGACUCAGGAGAGCUGCCAGUAUUUCCAAAAAGCAUGGUCAAACCUGCUGUGUUUUUCACUCAGUGACUUGAGAAACAGCCAGGACUUGAUGAAGCAGAAAGUCAAAGUGCUGAGUAACCUGGCCAAGACAGCGUCUGAGGAGUACUUAAAGGAAAAUCAUGUUUUGGAAUAUGCUACGGAGGUUUCCAAAUUCCUGAGUAACAAUCCCUGUGAUCAAGCUACUAUGAAAUACACGGAAGGUGUUCUCAUUUUGGUUGCCGGAAAUACUUCUCUUGCAAGAGUGAAACUUCAAGAGUGCUUAAAUAUCAGGAGAAGUUUGUUUGGUGAGAAAAGCAUGCGAGUUGCAGAAAUUAUGGAAUUUUUAGCAGAUUUACUGUUUUUUUCACAAAGUGAUAGUGAAAAAUCCCAAAGGAAGCAAGUAAUUGAAUACUAUAAACAAGUGAUAAAAAUCAAGGAAAAUGCAAGCACUCUGGUCAACUCCUCACUUGUCCAGAAGCAGCUGAACAUCAGCCUCAGUGACACCUUGUGUAAAUUAGCAGGUCAGUUACUGAUAUUCGACUCUUCUUAUCAUGUCAUGAUGGAGGUAGCAGGUUAUUUGCGCAGAUCAUUUAAUUUAAGGGCAAUCUGCCUGGGGUCUUCUCAUCCAUCAGUCCAUGGAAUCCAGUGCCUUCUGAAGGAAAUUCAGCUGGCCAAGGGCAGGAGGUGUUGGCCUCAAGGUGAGCCACUGGAGUCGGGAGGGUCCCCGGAGUGACUCCUCACGGUGGGAGCGCUUGCUUAGGUUAGACUACUGCAGCGCACAGAGUUCUGGCUCCGUGAACUCUGCCUUGUGCGCGAACGCACAGAAGUUACAGAAGGCCAACAGCUGGGCCUCGGCACCUCCCGC